AUGACAGUAGAGAAUCAAGAAUACCAUCCUGAAUGGGGCAUCCUACGUGAACAAGACUUUGUCCAGCUUGCUCUCAAACAUCAACGCGAUCUGGAAACUCAUUUUACCAGCGGAACAUUGAUAUCCGAUUUUCACUUUUGGCAAGCCAAUCUCGGUGGUUAUUGCAUGGCGGAUAUGGUUCAAAACGUUGUCGUAUCCCCUGAUGGUGUUUUUUCUCUGGAACGUCGCAUGGUCCAAGGAGCUCCUCGUGUACGUAGAAAGAAGAGCAAACCUAGUCAUCGUCAACAAUCAUAA
Lichtheimia ornata is the source of this 294-nucleotide messenger RNA. RefSeq lists its product as uncharacterized. The record is from RefSeq and is a predicted model, not a curated record. The coding region runs from base 1 to 294 and encodes 97 amino acids. NCBI's taxonomy places the organism in Eukaryota, Fungi, Mucoromycota, Mucoromycetes, Mucorales, Lichtheimiaceae. The transcript has 2 exons.